AUGUACUUCCCACUCCUGCUGCUCUCGACACUCCUCUCAACGGCCGUCGCCAUCCCCGUCAGCAACGCUGUUGUGAAGUCAGAUGUCUUCAAGCUCCACGUCACUGAUAACAGCGAUCUAUUACGCUGGGCCCUCAUCAAUUCGAAGCCAUCCAAAGGCUUUCCGAAACAGGCUCUUGUUGAGCUCCAACGCCCAGCUUCGUACGUGAGCAUCGACUCCUACCUGCUGGGCUCGAAGAAGCAGAUCAACGAAGGAAGGGCGCAGUUGCGUUUCAUGAUCAAGGGCGCUUCGUACGGAAUGGUCAUCUUCAAAAGCGCCCCAGGCGAAGUCUCCAAGGUCGCGCUCGUAAAGGGCCAGGGUAGCGCACGAUUUGGUCUCGGUCUGAACAACAAACUCCGGGCCCAUGGCGACAACAACGCGAAUGUUUGGUAUGCGUGCCCGGUCAACGUGAAGGGCACCCUCAUCAACCCGAACUUCGUGCUGUUCUAUGGUGGGACGAAUGCUGAUGAAUACAAUUUGCCGAACGACGACUGCGAGCACAUUGGGCUUCUCGCGAGUUUCUCAUAG
Messenger RNA from Saxophila tyrrhenica, 567 nucleotides. RefSeq lists its product as uncharacterized. The coding region runs from base 1 to 567 and encodes 188 amino acids. The transcript is spliced from 3 exons. NCBI's taxonomy places the organism in Eukaryota, Fungi, Ascomycota, Dothideomycetes, Mycosphaerellales, Extremaceae. The record is from RefSeq and is a predicted model, not a curated record.